Molecule: messenger RNA, 453 nt
Organism: Fonticula alba
Lineage: Eukaryota; Rotosphaerida; Fonticulaceae
Exons: 2
Coding region: 1-453 (150 amino acids)
Source: RefSeq, a predicted model, not a curated record
AUGACCCUCGCCCCCCAGAAGAAGUCCACCCCGGUGGCCGGCCUGAUGGUGGCCCUGCUGGCCGCCCUGGUUCUGGCUAUGCUCCCCUGCAAGGUGGACGCCUUUGCGGAGUUCGCCAACACCCGGCCGCUGGCCGAUGGUGUUCUUUUCGACGGCCAGGCUGCCGAGGCCGGCCUCGUCAUCCCCGGCCAGCGUGAUUGCUUCAUCGAUGUCGGCCCAUCCACCGGCCCGAUGGCCGAGACGGCCGGCAAGCUUGCCGGUGGCUACUACGUCAACUCGCCGGGCAUGGCCCUUUGCUGCCAGGACAUCGGCAUCCUUCGCCCCUCCGGCCCAGACGGAUCCUUCGUGUGCCGUUACGCCUGUGAGCACAAGAAGUCCAGCAGCGCCUUCAUUUCUACCAUGAUGAACUCCGACGCUCGCUGCAUGACCAACUGCUAUGCCAUGGCCACAUGA